UCGCCACCAUAUAAUUACCAUUCACCAGUGAUUCACCAUCUUGUAAAUCUUUACCUCACCGGCAUCUACUUCGUAGUCAGAAGAACAAAUAAUCAUGACUCUUCAAGCCGAGUUUGAUGAAGCUGCUGAAAAUGUUAAAAAAUUGAAAACUAUGCCUGGCAAUGAAGAUUUGCUAGAAUUAUACGCCUUGUUUAAACAAGGGACUGUUGGAGAUAACACCACAGAUCGCCCUGGAAUGUUAGAUUUUAAAGGUAAAGCUAAAUGGGAUGCUUGGACUACAAAAAAAGGGAUGUCUAAAGAAGAUGCCCAACAGAAGUAUAUUGAGAAAGCUAAAGGUCUCAUUGCUUCAAUUGGAUUGCAAUGAAUUUUUUGUCCAUAAGACUUAAAAAAUGUGGAAAAAUUAUUAAAUUUUUAUACUUUAAUUUGUUGAGAUAUUAGAAAAUAAAAUUUUUAUAUACUACACACAAAUAUAUUGUUGUUUGCCACAGCACAAAUUUUUAAGUGUGGUAAUUUUUUAUAUAUUUUUAUAUUUGAUUAAAUAAAAAAAGUUAUCUAAAUUAAUAAAUA
Onthophagus taurus is the source of this 567-nucleotide messenger RNA. Its product is annotated as acyl-CoA-binding protein homolog 1-like. Lineage: Eukaryota; Metazoa; Arthropoda; Insecta; Coleoptera; Scarabaeidae. Gene Ontology annotation, molecular function: fatty-acyl-CoA binding. Gene Ontology annotation, biological process: fatty acid metabolic process. The record is from RefSeq and is a predicted model, not a curated record.